Molecule: messenger RNA, 2110 nt
Organism: Solanum tuberosum (potato)
Lineage: Eukaryota; Viridiplantae; Streptophyta; Magnoliopsida; Solanales; Solanaceae
Product: tubby-like F-box protein 8
Exons: 6
Coding region: 615-1898 (427 amino acids)
Molecular function (GO): protein binding
Source: RefSeq, a predicted model, not a curated record
GUCAAAAACUCCAUGUUCCCAUGUCUCAUAUGUUGGUAGCUUCGUAGAGGCAGCCUCAGUUGGAUACUGCUCACGUAGUGCCCAAUUUACUAUUUUUGUGUGUGUGUGUGUGACCACCAUUAAACUAUUUUUCUUAGUGCUAAUAAAGUAUAUGCAACAUCCUCUUUUUCUAUUUUGUUUAUCCCCUUUUCUUCUCUUACCUCUUCUUCUUCACCAGUUCUUUUUUUCUCUCUCUGGUUUGUUGAACUGCAUUUAAUGUUGGGGUUUGAGUCCGGAUGAGAAAGAUAGAGACUUGUAGUAAAUACUGAUUCAUACAGAUGAUGAUAUUUCUGAAAAAUAAUGUUUCUUGGCUCUGACCCACUUUACCUUUCUUGAUCUACUUAUCUUAUCUAUGAAAUUCUUGGUUUCUUGAUGAUGCUGUUGUUGUUCUUGUUCUUGUUUUAAGGAUUCUAAAAGAAGUUAUGGAGCUUUGAUUAUCCUAGAGCACUAUGCAGCUGUAACUAUUUGUCAAGCUUUCUUUAGGAUACUGGAAGAUUGUAUGAUAUGAAAGAGUUAAUAGGCCAGUAACAUUUAUUUAUGGUGUUUGGCCUUUGACCUAACAGUUUCAAGUUCAGAUGUCGUUCCGCAGUAUAGUUCGUGAUGUAAGAGAUAGUAUUGGUAGCUUAUCAAGGCGAAGCUUCGAUUUAAGGCUGUCUGGUCAUCAUAGGGACAAAUCACAUGGUUCAUUUUAUGACUUAAGUGACCAGCCUCCUGUUAUCCAAGAUAGUUGUUGGGCCAAUCUUCCUCCAGAGCUACUUUUUGAUGUAGUUAGAAGGUUAGAGGAGAGUGAGAGCACAUGGCCCGGUCGUAAGCAUGUUGUAGCAUGUGCUGCAGUCUGUAGGUCAUGGAGGAGUAUGUGCAAAGACAUUGUUAGAAAUCCGGAAUUUUGUGGAAAGCUAACUUUUCCCGUUUCCCUAAAGCAGCCUGGGCCUCGUGAUGGAACUAUUCAGUGCUUCAUCAAGCGGGAUAAAUCUAAUUUGACUUACCAUCUUUUCUUGUGUCUUAGUCCUGCAUUGUUGGUUGAGAAUGGAAAGUUCCUUCUCUCUGCAAAAAGAACUAGACGUACGACUUGCACAGAGUAUGUUAUCUCAAUGGAUGCAGAAAACAUCUCUAGAUCAAGCAACACCUAUAUUGGAAAAUUAAGAUCGAAUUUUCUAGGUACAAAAUUCAUUAUAUAUGACACACAGCCUCCUCACACCGGUGCACAUGUCCCUCCUCCGGGGCGCACAAGCCGUAGAUUCACUUCCAAGAAAGUCUCUCCUAAAGUCCCAACUGGAAGCUAUAUCAUAUCCCAGAUCACUUACGAGCUGAAUGUGCUUGGAACACGGGGUCCACGGAGAAUGCACUGCGUCAUGCACUCAAUUCCUGACUCAGCCCUUGAAGCCGGUGGCUCUGUGCCUGGUCAACCAAAGCUUCUCUCAAGGCCCCUUGAGGAUUCAUUCCGCAGCAUUUCUUUCUCAAAGUCUCUUGAUCAUUCCACGGAGUUCAGUAGUGCGCGAUUUUCUGAUAUUGCUGGAGGAUCAACUAAUGAGGAAGAUGAUAACAAGGGGAAACCACUGGUCCUAAAGAACAAGGCUCCACGAUGGCAUGAACAACUGCAGUGCUGGUGUCUGAAUUUCCGAGGACGAGUGACAGUUGCAUCUGUCAAGAACUUCCAGUUGAUUGCUGCCACUCAACAACCUGCUGCUGCACCGACAACAUCUCAGCCAACAAGUCAAUCAGAUCAUGACAAAAUCAUCUUGCAAUUCGGGAAAGUAGGCAAAGAUAUGUUUACCAUGGACUACCGGUAUCCUCUAUCUGCAUUUCAGGCAUUUGCCAUCUGCUUGAGCAGCUUUGACACAAAAUUGGCUUGUGAAUAGAGCUAUAACAUUUUUACAUUUAGGGUGCCUAAAGUUAUUAACUGUAAUGCUUCUAUUCUGGAUUUGUUGUACUUCUUUUCACUAAUGAAAAUGGAGAUUGUCCCCCUAAAAUUACGCCAUGGCGUAAAAAUGCUUCCUGUGAAAAGUUGUAAAAGAAAUCUAUUUCUGAUCAAUGCGCAGGGCACCGACUACAUCACUGCCAUUUACAAGAA